CCUUCGAGCCCCGCAGUGCACCCAGGCAACCUUCCAUGACAUCACCUUAAGCUCCUGCCAGCCCCAGUGCCAGCUGCCAUAGAAACACACCCAGGAAGCAUGCAGCCCGCCGACACAAAGCUGGGCAGGAGCUGCCUGAUGACUGCCCUGCGGCGGUACAGCGCGGCCGUGCGCGACAUGGAGCAGACCGUCCUGCUGCCCAGCCUGCUGCGCGAGGUCGCUGCUGCCGAUGACGCCGACCAGGCCCAGGAGGGAGGCGGCAAAGACCUGUACGAGCACUACCUCAUGCUGAAGGCCCUGAGGAACACGGCCGAGUCCGGCCUGGUUGUCUCCGACGACAGCAAGGACCUGGGCCACCACCACCAGUCCCUCAGCACGACCCUGGAGCCCCUGCUGGAGUCCGACCCCGAGGUCCUCUUCCACUUCCACAUGCACGGAAUCUUCUCCAUCAUGAACAGCCUGGCCAACAAGUCGCAGAGCGUCACCUCAAAGUAUCUGGAGAUCAUAGGCGUCACCAACUAGGAGGGCCGGACCGGAGAAGCUGUCCAGACCACCGGACAGGCAUAGCACGAUGGCUUGGGAACCGGGCUUGUAACCGAGAGGUUGCAGGUUUGGUCAUCAGAUGAAGUGAUGCCACUGUACACUUGAGGAAGGUAGUUUAACCUGAAUUGCUUCAGUAAAUAUACAGCUGUAUAAAUCAAGUUAAUGUAUAAAUAUAAGCUGUGUAAAGGUGUUCUGCAUAACAACGUCUGCUAAAUACCUAUAGACCAAUGAGAAACACAAAAAACAAAAACAAAACAAAAAAAGCAACACCAACAAAAUACAUUAGUGUCUCUUUGAGUCAUACACCUUUGCUGAAUGGGACAUUGUGUAUAGACUUGUGUACAGCAUUCACUUAUCAAAAAACAAAAAACAAACUGCUGUGUGUUGGAUUAAAGGUGCUUUGUUGAAACUUA
Molecule: messenger RNA, 956 nt
Organism: Anguilla rostrata (American eel)
Lineage: Eukaryota; Metazoa; Chordata; Actinopteri; Anguilliformes; Anguillidae
Gene: thrsp
Product: thyroid hormone responsive
Exons: 1
Coding region: 100-522 (140 amino acids)
Biological process (GO): regulation of lipid biosynthetic process
Cellular component (GO): cytosol
Source: RefSeq, a predicted model, not a curated record